Molecule: messenger RNA, 804 nt
Organism: Rotaria sordida
Lineage: Eukaryota; Metazoa; Rotifera; Eurotatoria; Philodinida; Philodinidae
Source: the annotation of a GenBank genome assembly
AUGUCUGGUAUAAUAAAUGCAUUAUUUGGACAUCAUAAAGAUAAAGAUGAUAAAAAACAUAAUGAAAAAACCGAAACAACAACAACAACAACAACAACAACAGCAACAAAUCCAAUUCCUGAUUCAUCAUCAAAUUCAUCUAUUGUUCAUACAGCAAUUAGUGAAGAUGUUCAUGUGCAAUCAGUUGUAUCAACAGAAACAAAUUCAAAUGUUAAUAUUAAAAAUUCAAAAAAAAUAACUGAUCUUAUGAAUAAACUUGGUACAACACAUAAUCAAAUAGAUGAAUAUUCUAAAAAACGUACUGCUGAAAUAAGUGAAGCUGUAUCAAAUGCAGUUGAAAAAGUUGUUGCUGAUACAGCAGCUCAACAACAAAAAUUAUUAACUGAUGCAAAAGAACGUUCAAAUACAAUUGAAGAUGAAUAUAAACAACAUUUACAAGAACGUCUUGCUCAAUUAGAUACUGAAAAAGCUGUUUUAUUAGCUGAACUUGAACGAUCAUUAAAUGAACGUCAAGAAGCUAUUUUAACUAAAGCAAAACAAGAUAUUGAUAUUAUACAAAAUACGGCUAAUGAAAAAAAAAUGGCUAUUUUUAAAGAAGCACAAGCUAGAGCUAAUCAACAAAUUGAUCAAAUUACCGAACAAGUUGCUGAACUUGUUGCUGAAGAUGCACAACGAAGACUUCAAUCAACAACUCAAACAAUUAUAACAACAAAAUCUAUUGCAACAGGAGAAAAUCAUACACCAUCACCUAGUGUUUCUUCACAUACUGCAACAAAUACGAGCAGAACAUCAGAAUCUCAUUAA